AAACCUGCCCCGUCCUAAUACAGCCCCUUUACGAGGUCCCUGUGCCUGUGCCUUUAUCUGGCCUCUGCCGCUCUCUCAGCUCCUUCUGAUGGUACAGCCUGCCUGCGCUGCCGCUGCCUCUGCUGGGACACCAACACACAGACAGGCUGCACAUAGCGACGCAGACACAGACGGAGCGCGAGCUGCCAGGCACACAGACGGAGCGCGAGCACCACCAUGGGCUGCUGCAACAGAAGGUGCGGGCUGAUAGCCGGUGCCGUGAUUGGGGCGGCGGUGGCCAUCCUGGGAGGCGUCCUCAUCCCCGUGGGGAACAGCAUCAUCGAGGGGACGGUGAAGCAGGAAGCCGUCAUUGAGCCUGGAACAACAGCGUACGACAACUGGGUGUCCACGGGGGCAUUUGUGUACCGGCAGCUCUGGCUCUUUGACGUAAAGAACCCCAUCGAGGUCAUAGAGUACGGGGCCGUGCCGGUGGUGGUGGAGAAAGGACCCUACACAUAUAAGAUCAGAUACCUUCCCAAAGAGAACAUCUCAUUCCACGCCAACCACACCGCCGCCUUCCUGCUACCUCAGGGCGCCAUCUUCGAGCCGUCCCUGUCCGUGGGACCGGAGGAGGACGAGGUCACGUCGCUCAACGUGGCCGUGGCUGCGGCUUAUUCACUUAUUCCCCAAGGGCUUCAUAUACUAUUGGAGAAGUGGAUAAAAAACAGCAACUCCUCCUUAUUCCAGCGCCGCACAAUCAAGGAGCUGCUGUGGGGCUACAGGGACCCCAUCCUGAACGAGACCAUUGGCCUGUUCUCACCCUACAACGGCACCUACGACGGCUACUACAACGUCCACACGGGAAAGGAUGACAUCUCCAAAGUGGGACUCAUCGACAGGUGGCGAGGAGAAGACACCUUAAAAUUCUGGGACGACGAGUUCUGCAACAUGUUAAACGGGACAGACGCCUCCUCCUUCCCUCCCUUCGUGAAGAAGAAGCAGCUGCUGUAUUUCUUCUCCUCAGACAUCUGCAGGUCGGUGUCAGCGGCCUAUGAGCAGACCCUGGACCUGAAAGGCAUCAAGGUGUACCGCUACACCCUGCAGCAGUCCACGCUGGCCUCCCCCACAAUCAACCCGGACAACAAGUGCUUCUGCCGGGACAUGAAGGUCACGCAGAACUGCACCCUGGCCGGAGCCCUGGACAUCAGCUCCUGCCAGCAAGGACGGCCCAUCUACAUCUCCCUACCCCACUUCCUUUACGGCAGCGCGUCUCUGCGUGAGCACGUCUUGGGCCUCCAGCCCAGCGAGGAGCAUCACUUCACCUUCCUGGACGUGGAGCCGACAACUGGGUUCACGCUGAGGUUUGCCAAGAGGAUCCAGGUCAACAUGGUGUACGGGCCGUCGAAGAUCAUCACGGUCCUGAAGAAAGUCAAGAACUACACCAUCUUCCCUCUGGUUUGGCUGAACGAGACGGCGUCGGUGGACGACGAGACGGCUCAGAUGUUCAAAGACGAGCUGAUCUCACGCAUCCAGAUGCUGGACGUGGUGCAGAAGGCGCUGCUGGGCAUCGGCGUCUCCGUUUUCUGCCUGUGUCUCAUCGCCUACUUUGUGGUGAGGAGGAGAGAAGGCAAGCUGGCGUGAGCGUCCGUGUGUGUGUGUGUGUGUGUGUGUGUGUGUGUGUGGGCACAGUGCAUUUAAGCUGCUACAGGACAUGAAACCUUUUGAUUAACGUGUUAGGACGUGAUUUCAGUGUUAUUUGUAUUCUGCUUUCUUUGAUACUGGGGGGGAAACUGUGAUUUUAUAAUCUGCUAAGUUGCUUUGCCAAGUAUCGUGAUGCAAACACCAACGUACUCAAUCAGGGAUUUCUAGAGAGCGAGCACCUGUCAGGACGUCCUUCACACAAACGAGCUUGAACAGAAAUGUACAAAUGUUCUUAUUUGUUGCCGAACUACUGUUGUGAAAAUGAAUAAAUAACUGUAAAGUCGG
Molecule: messenger RNA, 1965 nt
Organism: Betta splendens (Siamese fighting fish)
Lineage: Eukaryota; Metazoa; Chordata; Actinopteri; Anabantiformes; Osphronemidae
Gene: cd36
Product: CD36 molecule (thrombospondin receptor)
Exons: 12
Coding region: 217-1620 (467 amino acids)
Biological process (GO): low-density lipoprotein particle clearance; lipoprotein transport; amyloid-beta clearance by cellular catabolic process
Cellular component (GO): caveola; cytoplasm; cell surface
Molecular function (GO): scavenger receptor activity; low-density lipoprotein particle receptor activity; low-density lipoprotein particle binding
Source: RefSeq, a predicted model, not a curated record